This is a messenger RNA of Entelurus aequoreus (snake pipefish), 1517 nucleotides long. It is a transcript of the gene bfsp2, whose product is annotated as beaded filament structural protein 2, phakinin. The record is from RefSeq and is a predicted model, not a curated record. Lineage: Eukaryota; Metazoa; Chordata; Actinopteri; Syngnathiformes; Syngnathidae. Gene Ontology annotation, molecular function: structural molecule activity. The transcript is spliced from 7 exons. Bases 16 to 1440 code for a protein of 474 amino acids. Gene Ontology annotation, cellular component: intermediate filament. Gene Ontology annotation, biological process: intermediate filament organization.
GUAUAGUGUGACAACAUGACAACAAAGGUGACAGGUCACAGAUGGACAAAGGCAGCCAUCUUUCCAGAAGCUCUUCCUAACAUAAAUCCAGGUGGCGUUCUGCCCUCCGAGGUUUUGUCAGUCAUGCCAUUGCCGCGACGUCGCUCCUUCAUUUUGGGACAGUCGUCCGAGCGACUAAACGCCGCACCCGGCAGGGUUGCUCCGGGCAGCCCCUCGUCGCGGGGUGUCUUUGUGGGGACUGCGUCCCCAAUGGGCGGGAUGUCCAGCCUGGGGACACGGGUGUCCCGCCGGGCUCUGGGCAUCAGCAGUGUCUUCCUGCAGGGGAUGAGGAGCACCACUGUAUCGGUUCUUCCCCGGGCAGGAGAGCGGGUCGGACAGGGUGCUGCAGGGGGGGCCGAACCGGGCCUGAACACCUGCCUGAUGGAGUACCGUGACAAAGUGCGAGCACUGGAGCAGCUCAACCAACAGCUGGAGGAGCAGAUUCGGUUAAGCUUGGACCGCAAGGCGUCCCGCGCCGGUGCCUGGGGUCCGCUGAGGCGGGACUGGGAGGAUGUCUACAGGCAGGUAAGUGAGGCCAUCUUGGACAACGCUCGGCUGAUGCUGCAGACUGAGAACGUCCAGGCCAACGCAGAGGACUUGAAGGAAAGGUACGACAACGAGCAACCAUUUAGGAAGGCGGUGGAGGAGGAGAUCAGCUCCCUCUACAAGGUCAUUGAGGACGCCGGCCUGACGAGGGCGGAGCUUGAGCAGCAGAUAGAUGACAUGCGAGCUGAACUUGAACAACUGGAGCGCAAUCACGAGCAGGACGUCCGUCUCCUCUACAGUCAGAUGUGUGGACGUGAAGUGGAUCAGCCAGAUGCUCCUAUUGAAACCAGUCUGGACCAGAUCCUGGCCUACAUCCGCAACCAUUGGGAGAAGGUGAUGGAGAAGAACCGAGCCGAGACCGACAGCUACCCAGAAUGCAAGGACGCCAAGUCUGUGAGCCGGCUUAGUCCGGAAGAGGAGGAGCUUGAGGCGUUGAAGGUCCAAUGCUCUGAUGCCGGCUGCAAGAUCCAAAGUCUGCAAGCAGAGACUGAAUCUAUUCGCGCUCUGAAACGCGGCCUGGAGAACUCACUGGGCGAUGCUCGCCACUGGCACGACAUGGAGCUACAGAACCUUAGCUCUGUGGUGUCCAAGCUGGAGGCGGAGCUUGUGGAUGUGCGCGGCGAGAUGGAACAGCAGCGCCGAGACUUCGACGCUCUGCUGAGAAACAAGCAGCAUCUGGAGGACGAGAUCCAGCUCUAUCACUGCAUCCUGGACGGAGAGGAACGCCGCUUCCCGCCUGCCGAGUCUCUGUGCAAGGACAUCGAAGGACCAUCCAGGACUCCCGUGGGUUCAAACUCCAGCAUCCCUCCUUCGGUACCCCCAAUUGGGACCUGCAGUCAACCUGGUUCAGUUUGAGUUAAUCACCCCGCAUGCUGAGGAGUCACAGGAUCAGAUUUUUACUUCUUUGUGGAGGAAAUAAACUUUGUUUCCAA